CUUAUUUAAAUAGCCAACGAUUUUAGUGUGGCAUAGAAUAUUUAACUCAUCAUUAACACAUCACUAAUAUCAUACAACCAUAAUUUAUCGAGAACUAAGAAGUAAGCUCCGGAUAUACAAUGGACUUAGACGAAAUCCUAAGCGACUUUGGAUUGGGCACAUAUCAAGUGACCGUAUGCACCUUAAUAGGAUUUAUUCUCAUGUACUCAAAUAUAUCACCACUUAGUUACGCCAUUUCAUCCAGUGAUCUUAAAUACAGGUGCGAAAUUCCGCAAUGUGAUACCGACAACCCAUCGUACAAUGCAGAUUGGUUAAACCUGGCGAUACCUUUCAACAACAAGUCCAAUGAGCCUUACAAAUGUCUAAGGUAUCACUAUAUAUCACAGGCUACCAACGGGACAAAUACCUCUGCCAAUAGUACAUGUAUGCGAGGCGCAUUCAAUGUCAACCGUAAAGAAAAAUGCAACAAAUGGGUGUAUGAAGAAAAAGAAAGGACAAUUGUAAACGAUUUUGGUAUUAUGUGUGAGGAAAAUAAAUGGAAACUUAGCAUGGUGGGAACCGUCAAUAGCAUUGGUCAAUUCGUCGGCAUCCCUUUAUCAGGAUAUAUUUCGGACAAGUAUGGACGCAAGUUUAUCUCUAUAACUGGGACAGUUCUAUCGGCUAUAUUUGGCACAAUAAAAUCCUUUGCUUUCGAUUACUAUUCAUUUCUCAUUUUUGAAUUUUUGGAUUCCGUGGCUAGCAGUGGAGUGUAUGCAGCCACCUUCGUAUUAGCUAUAGAAUUUGUCAGUCCAAAGUCACGAGUUAUCGUGAGUACUGUUGUGGGCUGUUUUUAUCCUAUGGGUGCAGUUAUCAUGGGCUUUACGGCCUACAUGAUUCUUGAUUGGCGGAUAAUCAUUAGAGUACUCUACUUACCUGGACUACUUGUUUUAGGAGUUGCUUGGUACCUGCCCGAGUCUUUACGAUGGCUUCAAACCGAAAAUCGAGUUGAAGAAGUAGCUAAAGUGUUAUCCAAAAUUGCUAAAUCCAAUGGCAAAACACUACCGGACUGCGUCAAAGAAGCACUAAUAGUCAACACUAAAUCUAAAGGCAAUGUAACGGACACGCAAAACAAAAACCAAAUGUCUUGUAGAAAAUUAAUGAGAGAAAUAUUUAGUUCAAAAGAUAUUUUGAUGCGUAUAAUGAAUUGUUCGUUUUGCUGGUUUACGAUUACACUAGUUUAUUACGGCCUUUCGUUAACUUCUGUGGAGUUGUCCGGUAACAAAUACAUGAACUUUAUGCUUGUUAACAUUGUAGAAAUUCCGGCUAGCUUAACAUUGUGGUAUGUCAUGGAAAAUUUUUCGAGACGAAAGACUCAAGCGUUUUCGUUCUUCUUCAGCGGUAUUGGAUGUAUUAUGGUCAAUUUAAUAUCUUCAAAUUAUACGUGGAUGAAACUAUUUUUAUUCUUGGGAAGUAAAUACGCAAUCACCAUGGCAUUUAACGCUAUGUAUGUGUACACCGCAGAAAUGUUCCCUACCGAGCUGCGUAUGACUCUGUUUGGUAUAACUAGCAUGUUUGGUCGAUUGGGUGUCAUGUUUGCUCCACAGAUGACGUUGUUGAGUGCUUACUUUGGACAAUACGCGCCGAUCUUAUUGUUCGGAAUCUUAUCACUUAUAGCUGGGGCAUUAUCUUUCUUUUUCCCAGAAACAAAAGAUAAAAAAUUACCCGAUACAGUAAAGCAAGCAGAAUUUGUUGUAGAACUCUAAGUGAAUUAAUAAUAAUUUAUAUAACAAUAAUAGUUUAAAAAUAAAUAUUUUAAAUAGUUCAUAAAUUCAACGAAAUUACAUCAUGAGAAAUCACAUUCGUGCCUCAUGAGU
Molecule: messenger RNA, 1853 nt
Organism: Melanaphis sacchari
Lineage: Eukaryota; Metazoa; Arthropoda; Insecta; Hemiptera; Aphididae
Product: solute carrier family 22 member 21-like
Exons: 11
Coding region: 120-1742 (540 amino acids)
Biological process (GO): transmembrane transport
Cellular component (GO): membrane
Molecular function (GO): transmembrane transporter activity
Source: RefSeq, a predicted model, not a curated record